UUAAAUUCCAAAUAUUAGUGAUUCAGAUAAUUCCAGAUAUCCUCCAUUAAUAUAACAAAGAAUCAGAAAUGGCCCAAAGAGUUACCUAUAGAAGAAGAAAUCCAUACAACACUCGUUCAAACAGUAUCAAAACUGUUAAAACCCCAGGUGGAAUCUUAAAAGCUCAACAUGUCAAAAAAUUGGGAACAAGACCAAAAUGUGGUGACUGUGGUUCUGCUUUAUCUGGUAUUGCUACUUUAAGACCAAGACAAUAUGCUCAAAUUUCUAAAACUCAUAAAACUGUUUCAAGAGCUUAUGGUGGUUCAAGAUGUGGUCAAUGUGUCAAAGAAAGAAUUGUCAGAUCUUUUUUAAUUGAAGAACAAAAAAUCGUUAAAAGAGUUUUAAAAGAUAAUGCUGAAAAGGAAAAAUUAGCUGAAGCUAAAAAAUCAAAAAAAUCAAAAAAAACUAAAUCUAAGAAAUAAAUUAUUCGUAUCAGUUAAUUAAGUUAUAAUCUAUUUCAUUUGUUUUGUAUAAUUUUUUAAUGUCGUAUAUUUUUAGAUUUCUAAUCAACUAUUUGAAUUCUUUCAAAAAAAAGAUCAAAG
Messenger RNA from Ascoidea rubescens DSM 1968, 581 nucleotides. RefSeq names its product 60S ribosomal eL34 domain-containing protein. Lineage: Eukaryota; Fungi; Ascomycota; Saccharomycetes; Ascoideales; Ascoideaceae. Gene Ontology annotation, molecular function: structural constituent of ribosome. Bases 69 to 461 code for a protein of 130 amino acids. Gene Ontology annotation, biological process: translation. The transcript has 2 exons. Gene Ontology annotation, cellular component: ribosome. The record is from RefSeq and is a predicted model, not a curated record.